CCGCCCGAGAGUGCACCUCGCGGUGCGUUCUGGGAAGCGUGGUCCCGGAAGGACCCGCGGAGACGACCACCCUGAGACUAGGCCCGGGAGGAAGCAAAAUACGCUGCGAGCACGGGAAGGUAGUUGGAGCCCUAACAAUGGAUAAGUUUGUCAUUCGAACUCCUAGAACUCAGAAUAGCCCACAGAAGAAAGGUACUGGAGGAAAGAUUUACAAGCAGGCCACGAUUGAAUCUCUAAAGAGAGUUGUGGUUGUAGAAGAUAUAAAAAGAUGGAAAACUAUGUUGGAGCUUCCUGACCAAACCAAAGAGAAUCUAGUUGAAGCCUUACAAGAAUUAAAGAAGAAGAUACCCUCCAGGGAAAUAUUAAAAUCAACAAGGAUAGGUCAUGCUGUUAACAAGAUGCGUAAACACUCAGAUGCAGAGGUGGCUAGUCUGGCCAAAGAAGUCUAUACUGAAUGGAAAACUUUCAUUGAAAAACAUUUGGAUAGACCUGCUAUUGAAGUUCGAAGUGAUCCCAAAACAGAGUCAUUUAGAAAAAAUGCCCAGAAAUUACUUUCAGAAGCCUUGGAAUUAAAGAUGGAUCACCUACUGGUUGAAAAUAUUGAGCGGGAAACGUUUCAUCUCUGCUCCCGCCUCAUUAAUGGGCCAUACCGGCGGACGGUGAGAGCUCUGGUCUUCACAUUAAAGCACCGAGCUGAGAUCCGGGAUCAGGUGAAGAACGGCUCGCUGCCGGUCGGCACGUUUGUACAGACCCACAAAAAGUGACCCAGGACGGUUCCAGCCCUGGGCUGGGCAGAGAGGAAAAGGAGCUUCUCUUUGCCAUUCAAAGACUCUUUUGAGUUUGGGUGACGGCGGGUGCUGGCUGUGCUAAAUUUUCCCAUGGUGCCAUUCCUUCAGACAGGAGGCGGGAGCCGUGGGAGACAGGCCUGCAGGAUCAUGCUUCAUUAGCUGCCGUGCGCGGGUGCUGCCUAACAGGACGCACGCCGGCUGUCACUGGGAAGCACCAUACGGUUGCCAUCACCCAACACGGGGGAAGGGUGAUGGAUUUCACUGUGAGCAUGCCAAGGACACCUCUAAACUUCCCCAUGUCAGGCAGAUGAAGUUACCACUUUAUUUCACCACCCUGCAGGUAACUGAAACUCAAUUACCGCUGCUGCUCACUCGGUUCCAUCCCCCUGAGUUUAGACAGCUCCGGUGCCUCUCAGAACUCCCUGUCUGUUCUCUUUGCUCUACCCCAGGGGUGAGCCUGCCAGAGCCUUCCACUAGCCCUGCUUUCCACAGCUCACUUAUCUGAGUGGUUCAGCUCUCCCUGGAAGACCUUCUGCGUUGGUCUCCGGAGCCCCCAUGCUGAGGCUUCUAAUGAGGAACUGGCCCAAAGCCUUCCCCGCACUUCGGGGUUUAUUUGAAUAUUUUGGCUCUCAGACUCUGUAGAAGAUGCAUAAUGAAAUUGCUCUUGCAAUGAAUUACUGCCGUUGGAAAAAAACACAAACAUAAGAGAUUUUAAAAUGCAAUACUUCCAUAGGGCCUGCCCAGUAAACA
Perognathus longimembris pacificus (Pacific pocket mouse) is the source of this 1538-nucleotide messenger RNA. RefSeq names its product transcription elongation factor A N-terminal and central domain containing 2 (gene Tceanc2). Gene Ontology annotation, biological process: DNA-templated transcription. NCBI's taxonomy places the organism in Eukaryota, Metazoa, Chordata, Mammalia, Rodentia, Heteromyidae. Gene Ontology annotation, cellular component: nucleus. The transcript has 5 exons. The coding region runs from base 138 to 764 and encodes 208 amino acids. The record is from RefSeq and is a predicted model, not a curated record.